Pteropus alecto (black flying fox) is the source of this 6301-nucleotide messenger RNA. RefSeq names its product kelch like family member 42 (gene KLHL42). NCBI's taxonomy places the organism in Eukaryota, Metazoa, Chordata, Mammalia, Chiroptera, Pteropodidae. The transcript is spliced from 3 exons. The record is from RefSeq and is a predicted model, not a curated record. Bases 21 to 1538 code for a protein of 505 amino acids. Gene Ontology annotation, molecular function: protein binding.
CGGCCCCCGGGCCCCCAGCCAUGUCGGCGGAGGAGAUGGUGCAGAUCCGCCUGGAGGACCGCUGCUACCCGGUGAGCAAGAGGAAGCUCAUCGAGCAGAGCGACUACUUCCGCGCCCUCUACCGCUCCGGCAUGCGCGAGGCCCUGAGCCAGGAGGCCGGCGGCCCCGAAGUGCAGCAGCUGCGCGGCCUCAGCGCCCCGGGCCUGCGCCUGGUGCUCGACUUCAUCAAUGCCGGCGGGGCCCGCGAAGGCUGGCUCCUGGGCCCGCGCGGAGAGAAAGGCGGGGGCGCGGCGGAGGAGGAGGAGAUGGACGAGGUGAGCCUGCUGUCCGAGCUGGUGGAAGCGGCCUCCUUCCUGCAGGUCACGUCCCUGCUGCAGUUGCUGCUGUCCCAGGUGCGGCUCACUAACUGCCUGGAGCUGUACCGCCUGGCGCAGGUGUAUGGGCUGCCCGACCUGCAGGAGGCCUGCCUGCGCUUCAUGGUCGUCCACUUCCACGAGGUGCUGUGCAAGCCCCAGUUCCACCUUCUGGGGUCUCCUGCUCAAGCUCCAGGGGAUGUCACCCUGAAGCAGAGGCUGAGAGAGGCUCGGAUGACUGGGACUCCUGUCCUGGUGGCCCUGGGGGAUUUCUUGGGGGGACCCUUGGCCCCUCACCCCUACCAGGGGGAGCCCCCGUCCAUGCUCAGGUAUGAGGAGAUGACUGAACGUUGGUUCCCACUGGCAAACAAUCUUCCUCCCGACCUGGUCAAUGUCAGAGGUUACGGGUCUGCCAUCCUGGACAACUACCUCUUCAUAGUGGGCGGGUACAGGAUCACUAGCCAGGAGAUCUCCGCUGCGCAUUCCUACAAUCCCAGCACCAACGAGUGGCUCCAGGUGGCCUCCAUGAACCAGAAGAGGUCUAACUUCAAACUUGUGGCUGUUAAUUCAAAACUCUAUGCCAUUGGUGGGCAGGCCGUUUCUAACGUUGAGUGUUACAAUCCUGAGCAGGAUGCGUGGAAUUUUGUGGCACCCUUACCAAAUCCUCUAGCUGAGUUCUCCGCAUGUGAGUGUAAGGGGAAGAUUUAUGUCAUUGGAGGAUAUACGACCAGAGACCGGAACAUGAACAUUUUGCAGUACUGCCCCUCUUCCGACAUCUGGACACUCUUUGAGACAUGUGAUGUCCACAUUCGCAAGCAGCAGAUGGUGUCUGUCGAGGAGACCAUCUAUAUCGUGGGGGGAUGUCUCCAUGAACUGGGGCCCAACCGGAGGAGCAGCCAGAGCGAGGACAUGCUCACUGUGCAGUCCUACAACACUGUCACCCGGCAGUGGCUCUACCUCAAGGAGAACACGUCCAAAUCAGGUCUUAACUUGACUUGUGCGCUCCAUAACGAUGGCAUCUACAUCAUGAGCAGAGACGUCACCCUGUCAACCAGUUUGGAGCAUCGGGUUUUCCUCAAGUACAACAUCUUUUCGGAUAGUUGGGAAGCAUUUAGGCGUUUCCCAGCCUUUGGACAUAACUUGCUGGUUUCUUCUCUUUAUCUGCCCAAUAAAGCAGACACAUGACUGAAUUGACUUAAUAUUUAAAAGAAACCUGGUUUGAGACAAAAAAAAAAAAAAAAAAUUGUAGUGUCCCAUUUCAAGGGAGACUGAUUUUUAAAGGGAAAACUGUUAAAGUAGAUCACGUAUACAACAGCUGUAAAUAAGCUUACUUGAACUAAUUACUUGAAAACUUGUGGAGAAAAGAGACCAAUUUUAUUAUUUUUUUAAUUAUUGGUUUUUAAAUUAUGGGAGCAAAUCCAUGAUAACAUUUUCAUCCAAAUAUGAUACUCUUAGGCCUGUGACAAACUGAUCAGUAAAAGGAAGAGCCAUUAUGUCUGCUUAAUAAUUGGCAUGAAUGGUAAAGAUGAUUUUAAAAUCUGUUUUAUUUAGGUCACUUGGAAUAUUAUUAAUACCUUAAGUGAGAGAUUUUCUUGUUAUUAAUUUCCUCGACAAAUGUUUAUAUUAACACUGUCAUUCUCCCCUCCUCACUCCCAAUUAUACCCACAUAAACUUCCACUAUGUUUAAAAUAGGGUUCUAUGUUUAGAUAUUUUAUUUGCACAAUGCCUUCCAGGAAACUUAAAAUGAUGGAACCCUACAGUGAAGUCUUGCAAGCAUUCAGUCCUCCCCAAAACUUGCAUAAAAACAUUCUCAACUAUUUUUCCAGUCUUUUUUUUUUUGCAGUUAUUAAUGCUGAGUAAAUAGGUAGAUAUAACCUGGCUUCAUUUAUAUGGCAGAUUGCAGAUUUGUGUGGUCAGCUAAGUUACAUUGCUAGGCAUUAUGUAUCGUUUAGAAGAGAGGAUAUAUUGUUUAAAAGGAUGGAUAUAUUUUUUUAAAGUUGAGUCUUAAAUUUACAUUCAAAUGGGACAGGAAGGAAAUACCAAAUAAGAAAAACAAUUGCCUUUAAUAGUUACUUUUAUUGAAUGUAUUUGACUCAGUUCUUUUUUUAAGGUCGAAAAAUAACCUUGUCAUAUUUAGAGCAGGCAUCUUUCUGAUUUAAUUUUAGCCUUUUAUUUCUCGCUUUGCUUUUGUGAGGUGAGGUGACGAUAGCUGUGAAACAUUUGUGCUGGAGAGAAGGGGAGAUAGCUCCUAUAGAAGUGGAAUGGCAUCCGGUGGUAUUUCUGAAAUUAGGUAAGCAGCUCUACUUGCCUUAGUUGUUAUUCAGAUGGAACCCAACUCAAGUAAUUGUUUGUUUUCAGUUAGUCAGUUAACGAAAGAUAAAAGCUUCUGCCAAUCGUAGACCAGCAUUUCUUUAAAAAUGUAUACACGUGCUUAUUGAAAUUUUGUUUUGAAUGAAAAACACUUUCUGAAAUUCUCUGAUCUUUAGUAAUGGAAUCAGUUUCACCGUGAGCUGGAUUCCAUCUUUUUGUUCUAACCUUCCAGUUACAGCGUGCCUCACUUUAAGAAAGUCACGUAGAAAAACUGUCGCUGGCAAAUUCAUGCAUCCAGCAGACAGUUACCGAGUGCCUCCAGUAUGCAUUCACUGUGCACGUGUAGUAGAGAGGAGUCGAUUACUUCAACAGAGUGCUUCAGUUUAUCAAAAGAGUCACUACAGGGUUUCUUUACGACCAUGGCCUCCUAGUAGAUUUAAAAUAAGGGUCUGGUUGUAAAAAUUCUAUUUGCACAACUUUUCAGGAAUGCUUCUACUAGGUAAAACGUGUUAAGCCUUUAUAGUAGACAUGGAGACAGAUCUUUGUAUCUUGUCGCCAAAUAGUCUUAUCAGUACUCUGCUUAGAACACUAUUUGUAGUUUUCUAAGCCACAUCCAUUUACUCUCAAAUACUUAGCCCGUUAUUUUUCUUUUUAAACUCUGACCUGAAAUUUUCCUGGGAAUGGUACUUUAAUAGGUUUAUAUUAAUUUAUAUUCAUUAUAGAAUUGAAUUUCUAGUGACCUAUAAUUUCAUUACAGGUAUUUAAAAAUCUAAUUUAUUUUAGAUAGUGUAACUUCUCUUGUCACCGAGCUUAACUUUUUUAAGGCUUAACUUUAUAUAUUUUUAAGAUUCUAGCUGGUUGCAUUAGUUCUGGACAAAGAAUUGGAGAUUAGCUUGUAAAUAACCACAUUAUAUAAAAUGUAAUAUUAGUCCUCCCAACCAGUUUACUUCCUGAUUACAUUCUUCGAGGUCUGUUUUCCUAAUGCCAACAAUUAGAUUCUUGGACCAAGUGAAGGCGUACUCUGAUCCUCAAAACUCUUUUUAUAAAUCAGGUUUCGUGUGUGUGUGUGUGCAUUUAUGUGCGUGUGCAUGUGUGUGUAUGUGUGUGUGCACUGGCAUAUAAUAGCUCUCUCAAAGAUACACAGACUUUUAAUAAGGUUUUGGACUCUGGGCUGCCAGCAGUGCUUGGGCAGGGUAGAGUGUGCAAUAGGAACAGAUCUGUGGAUUUGGGACAUCAUCCUUCCUGCCAUGCACAUCAGCUGGGUUAACAUUUUGAGGAUAAUUUUAAUUCAGCUUUGUUCUCUUGUUGGUGCCAAUGUUAUGUCAAAGACUCUACCUGUGAUGAGAGCAAAGUUUCUUUGAAUCUCUCUCCUCAUCCUUCAGGAUUUUGCUCUUAGAUAAUAUCCCUCUGUUUGCUUUCUUUCUCUAAAUGCUUUAUCUUUUUUUUUUUUUUUCCGAAAUGCUUCUGUGGUGCGCUGACUUCCCACUAUGGAGAGGGGAGUUACUGGCAGGACCCCCACUGGUAGUCAUCCUGCCAGAAGCAACUAUUUUACUAAAAAGGGUCUGAAUGGCAGAGAAGGAGUCCUGAGUGUGGAUUGGAAGAGGGAGGUUAUUGGUUCUUUUUGUUAUUCCUUCUAGCUUUCUUUUAAACAACCUUGUUUUCAGAGUUUUCUCCCCUUCAAGUUCUUUAAAAGUUUUUCUGAUGAAUGUGUAAGAGUUGAUUAUUUCAAUAGUAUUGAUUAAGUCAUAACAAUGAAGUACUGAGAAGGUUAUGGAUACUAGUAAGAAAUAAGUAGAUCGAGGUUAAGCACAAAUACCAAAGAGAGUUUGACUCUGCCAUUUUUUUGAACCAAAAUCCCAAGUAAUUCCAAAUGCCUUAGAUUUUAAUUAAAGUCGUACUGAGAUGGACAAAGCUUUUUGUCUACAAAGAGAGAAAUCAAGUAAACACCUGUUCUCUCUAAGUAAACAAUUAUUUAUUGAGCAUUGUGGAUGCCAUGUUUUCAAAUUUGCAGGUAAAAUCAUAACUCUACCUGUUUGGCCACACAGGUAAGUUGAAUGGAAUGGCCUUGGCCUUCUGGUCAACCAGCAUUUAAUGAGUAUCGCUUAAUGCAGAGGCAGCAUAGCAACAGAAAGGUAAUAUGGGUGAGUGCUGAGUGCCUUCCUCGUUGACCAGAGAUGGGGAAUAUAUAACAUCUGUGCCACCAUUCUUUCAAGGCGGCAUUAAGAAUGAGUGGCACACCUUUCCUCUAUGCCAGGAAUUGGUCUCAGAAUCCGGGUCAUCAAUGCUUCCAGGCAUCUAUUCCCAGUCCAUCAGAGAGAGAUGAGGUUUAUUUGUCAUCCCUGCCUCAGACAGAAGAGUGAAUGAAUUAGGUGAGUAGAUACCACUCAAAAUGGCUUUGAAAGCAAUGAACUAAUUCAGCUCAGUUCCCUGGUUCCUGGAAAUACUUACCGAAUGUCUUAUGUGCAAGACAAUGCGAAGAACUGGGGAUGCAGAUGUAAAUAAGCUACCAUCUCUGACCUUGAAGAGCUUACUGCUUUACGAAAAUGUUCACCUUCACCGUAAUCGUAACUACAGUAUCCUUCUCAAAGAUGCUCACUUUUGUCAGGCACCCUAGGGCUCUUUGGCCUGGCUGCCCUUUCAGUCCUGGUUUAAUCUGCCCAUUUAUGUCUACUAACAAUCAUCAUGAACCAGUUUUUCUCUAAAUUUGAACAUCAUGUUUUUGGUUUUUUUUAUGGUAUGGUUUCUUUCUCACUACUUUUCAUAGUCUUCUAUGUACUUCAUUUUUUUGAAAAAAAAAUUACGUGAUCUGCUUUAUUUAAAAAUACAUACUAGGCACCACAGCCUAUCUAGCUGAAGGCUCAGCACCUUGAGCCUGUGAAAAGAAGGAGCAAAGCCAGGGAAGUAAGUAUUGGGAGAGAGGCAAGCUGUUCGCAUGUGCAUUUUAACCUAUGCCUUUAAAACACUUUCACAAAAAGUAUUAAUAAAGAAAUGGUCAUUUAGACACUAGUCUAGACUAAAAGUCAGUUGAUUUUGUCUUUGUGAUAACUAUCAAAGGUUAGUUUUCCAUCCUUAUGUUUCAUUCACAUAGGAGUAUUUGUUUUUCAUUUUCUUAACUUUGGAACAUGAUAUAAAGUACACACCAGUUUACACAUGCUGACUUCUGCACUUGACAUAACCAUUUUUAUCCAUUCCUAUAGGAGACAGACUAAAUGUAAAAGUUGUCAAUUCUGAGAAGCAAAAGUGUGUUGAAAAUACUUUGGUAGGUUUGGCCGGUGCUUUCUCAAAUGGAUGUCAUCGUUUGUUACUAGUAAAGAAAAGGAAAAUAUAAUUUGCAUUAUUGUGUCAUUUUUCUAAAAAAAAAAGUCUUCAUAGGGGCUCUUUAGAUGUCUCUACGAUGUUUUCAUACCUAGUAGUCAUUUUAGGAAAAAUGAUAAUCUGUAGAAUGAAUAGUUAUGUUUUGUUAUGACCGAUAACUUUGUUUAAAAGGUUGUAUUGAAUCUUCAAUUUCACGUGUGGCUUAAAAUGUAAACAAUAUCAUUUAAAUACAAUGAUGCUUAUGAAGCACUCACUGAAAAAGCGUUCUUUUUGUGUUUAGAACUAUAGAAGAAAAUCUCUUCAAAUAAAGUAGUUCUAAAUCA